AAAUUUUGGGCCGUCCUUUGAACACUCUGCAUUUGGAAGAGGCCACCUUUGUACUACGGAGCUGUUGUUUGAGGCUUAUUCGAUAUUAGUACGGGGAUGCAACUGCUACAGAGUUUGUUUGUAUACAGUCUUGCUUUAUUUUAUGGUCUACUAGUCUGUUUACGACUAUUAUGGCACACCAUUCGAAACUUUAGGAUUCCGCCGGGGCCUAAGAAAAGAGAAACCCCUCCUGCAUGCCUUCUCGACCCUGAGCUUGGAGAACACAACUUCCUAAGAACAGCUUCUAAUUUACGAAUCCAUUAUGUGGCUAAAGGCGAUCCAAGCAAGCCACUGAUGUUGUGUCUACAUGGAUUCCCUGAGUUUUGGUAUUCCUGGCGAUAUCAGUUGAAGGCUUUCAGUGAUAACUACAGGGUGGUGGCUGUGGAUAUGAGGGGAUAUGGAGAAAGUGAUCAUCCUGAGGGACGAGACCAGUACAAGAUGUCAUACUUGGUAAAUGACGUCAAAGAAAUGGUAGCAGCUCUGGGAUACAAGUCGUGUGUGUUGCUGGCCCAUGAUUGGGGAGGCGGUAUUGCAUGGAGUGUUACCCACAUAUAUCCAGAGCUAGUGGACAAGCUGAUUGUAUGCAACAUUCCACACCCAAAGUGCUUUGGAAAGCGUUUGCUGUCCUCUAAAAAGCAGUUCCUUGCUUCCUGGUACAUGUUUUUCUUUCAAUUGCCUUGCCUGCCAGAGUUCAUUAUAGAGAUGGGUGACUACAAAACACUAAGUAAAAGUUUUGGGGAAACAAAUAACUUUACUAAAGAAGAUGUGGAGGCGUACAAGUAUGCUUUGAGUCAGUCUGGAUGUAGCGGUCCCAUAAACUAUUACAGGGAAGCACUGUCAUCUGAUUUGCCUCGAGGUCACACCCGCACAAAGAUCAAGGCCCCGACCCUUGUGGUUUGGGGAACAGGAGAUAUCUAUCUUAUGAAAGAAACCUUGAUAGGAACAGAACAGUAUAGCACAAUAAAGAAACUAUAA
Molecule: messenger RNA, 1014 nt
Organism: Orbicella faveolata
Lineage: Eukaryota; Metazoa; Cnidaria; Anthozoa; Scleractinia; Merulinidae
Product: epoxide hydrolase 4-like
Molecular function (GO): catalytic activity
Source: RefSeq, a predicted model, not a curated record